This is a messenger RNA of Lynx canadensis (Canada lynx), 3418 nucleotides long. It is a transcript of the gene MYOCD, whose product is annotated as myocardin. Bases 178 to 3102 code for a protein of 974 amino acids. The record is from RefSeq and is a predicted model, not a curated record. Lineage: Eukaryota; Metazoa; Chordata; Mammalia; Carnivora; Felidae. Gene Ontology annotation, biological process: smooth muscle cell differentiation; cardiac muscle cell differentiation. The transcript is spliced from 13 exons.
UCCUACGGGUUGGGACGCACCUGCCAUGGUCCGCAGCCUCUACCCAGACGUUUGCACUCAAGGGCAGAGCAAAAUCAAAGAGGGCGUUAGUCACCCCAUCCACCCCUCUCCCUCACUCUGGAGCAUCUCCUCUGUGCCUAGUCUUCCACAGGCCCCCGUGUUUCCUCAGGAUCUCGAAUGCUCUGUCUCCCCCACCUCUCUUUCUAUUGCACAUCCUGCCUUUGCUGCUCCUCCUGUCUUCGGCCUCGGUUCCACCUGCCUCUGUAUCCUGUGGCUUCCGGGAAGCUGGUAUCCUCCGGUCCUCUCCUCUCCGAUCGCUUAUGGCCUAAUAAAGCACUGAAAAGCCCAACUGAAUUCCAUGAGCAAAGAAAACAUUUGGAUAGUGACAAGACUGAAGACGCGCUGAAGCACAAGGUCAGAAACAGGCCUGACUGCGCGGACGUGGUUAAUAUGCACAUACUUCAAGCCUCCACUACAGAGAGGUCCAUCCCAACUGCUCAGAUGAAGCUGAAGAGAGCCCGACUUGCGGAUGAUCUCAAUGAAAAGAUUGCUCUCCGGCCAGGGCCACUGGAGUUGGUGGAGAAGAACAUACUGCCCGUGGACUCUGCUGUGAAAGAGGCCAUAAAAGGUAACCAGGUGAGUCUCUCCAAAUCUGCAGAUGCCUUUGCCUUCGAGGAGGACAGCAGCAGUGAUGGGCUUUCUCCAGACCAGACUCGAAGCGAAGACCCCCAGGGCUCAGCAGGAUCCCCAGCGGACACCAAAGCUUCGGAGACCCCGUUAGCAGGUCCUGCUCUGGGGGCAGUCCAGGAUCACUCUUCUGGCUCGGAAAAUGACAAGAAUGACUCAGCCUCACAGCUCAGCAACCAGUCAGACACGGGCAAGCAAGGGCUUGGGACCCUGGGCCCCUCCAGUGCUGGGCACACUGCUGUGAAGUCCAAGUCCUUGAGCGACAGUAAGAACCGCCACAAAAAGCCCAAGGACCCCAAGCCCAAGGUGAAGAAGCUCAAAUAUCACCAGUACAUCCCCCCAGACCAGAAGGCCGAGAAGUCGCCUCCGCCCAUGGACUCGGCCUACGCCCGACUGCUCCAGCAGCAACAGCUGUUUCUACAGCUCCAAAUCCUCAGCCAGCAGGAACAGCACCGGCUCAGCUACCCUGGGAUUCACCAAGCCCAGCUCAAGGAACCAAACGAACAGAUGGUCAGAAAUCCAAACUCCACUUCAGCACCACUGAGCAAUACCCCUUUGUCUCCUGUCAAAAACAGCUUUUCUGGACAAACUGGUGUCUCUUCUCUCAAACCAGGCCCCCUCCCAUCAAACCUAGAUGAUCUGAAGGUGUCCGAGUUGAGACAGCAGCUUCGCCUCCGGGGCCUGCCGGUGUCUGGGACCAAGACGGCGCUCAUGGACCGGCUGCGGCCCUUCCAGGACUGUUCGGGGACCCCCGUGCCCAGCUUCGGUGACAUCACGACGGUCACCUUCCCCGUGACGCCCAGCAGCGCGCUGCCCGGCUACCAGCCCUCCCCGCCCGCCAGCGCCUUACCCAACGGCUUGUACCACUUCGGCAGCACCAGCUCAAGCCCCCCAAUCUCGCCCGCCUCCUCCGACCUGUCGGCCGCGGGGUCCCUGCCGGACACCUUCAACGACGCGUCCCCGUCCCUCUGCCUGCACCCGUCCCCGGCCCCCGCGUGCGCCGAGGAGAGCCCACUGGGCGGCCUGGGCGCGGGCCCCCCGGCCCCCGAGCUGGACGCGCCGGACUCGGAGAAGGACAAGAUGCUGGUGGAGAAGCAGAAGGUGAUCAACGAGCUCACCUGGAAGCUACAGCAGGAGCAGCGGCACGUAGAGCAGUUGCGAAUGCAGCUGCAGAAGCAGAAGAGGGGCCUCGGGCCCGAGAGGCCGCCCCCCUUCCUGGCCGUGCCGGUCAAGCAGGAGGACGCCGUCCCCAGCUGUCCAUUUGCGCCCCAGCCGAGACCUGGGAAGAGACCGGGCCCUGCUCCCUGCGCCUCUGAGGCCCCGGGCCGCCCCGACGCCCUCCCCUCCACGUUUCUCAGCCCCCAGUGCUCCCCUCAGCACUCCCCGCUGGGGGCCGUCCAAAGCCCCCAGCACAUCAGCUUGCCCCCGUCCCCCAACAGCCAUUACUUCCUUCCCUCUUCGUCGGGGGGCACGCAAGGAGAGGGUCACAGGGUCUCCUCACCUGUGGGCAGCCAGGCAUGCGCGGCACAGAACUCAGGGGCACAUGAGGGCCAUCCUCCAAGCUUCUCUCCCCAGCCUUCCAGCCUCCACCCCCCUUUCUCUGGAACCCAAGCAGACAGCAAUCAUGGCGCUGGGGGCAAUCCUUGUCCCAAAAGCCCAGGUGUCCAGCAAAAGAUGGCUGGUCUGCACUCUUCUGACAAGACAGGGCCAAAGUUUUCAAUUCCUUCCCCUCCUUUUUCCAAGCCAACAUCAGCAGUUCCAGAGAUAACACAGCCUCCAUCGUACGAAGAUGCAGUAAAGCAGCAAGUGACUCGGAGUCAGCAGAUAGAUGAUCUCCUGGAUGUCCUCAUUGAAAGUGGAGAAAUGCCAGCUGACGCUAGGGAGGAUCAUUCAUGUCUUCAAAAAGUCCCCAAAAUAGCCGGGUCUUCCCGAAGCCCUAACGCCGCCCUCUCCAAACCCUCAUCUUCAGGAGGCCAACUCUCCUUCGAUCACUAUGGUACCGACAGUGAUGAGCACCUUGAAGUCUUAUUAAAUUCCCAGAGCCCCUUGGGGAAGGUGAGUGAUGUGGCCCUUCUAAAAAUCGGGCACGAAGAGCCUCCUUUUGACGGGAUAAUGGAUGGAUUCUCCGGGAAGGCAGCAGAAGACCUCUUCAGCGCGCACGAGAUCUUGCCAGGCCCCCUCUCCCCGAUGCAGACUCAGUUUUCACCUUCCUCUGCAGACAGCAGUGGGCUGCGGCUAAGCUUCACCGAAUCUCCUUGGGAAACCAUGGAGUGGCUGGACCUUACUCCACCCAGUUCUACACCAAGCUUCAGCUCCCUGGGCCCCAGCGGCCCCAGCAUCUUUAACAUUGAUUUCUUGGACGUCACGGAUCUCAAUUUGAAUUCCCCCAUGGACCUUCAUUUACAGCAGUGGUAGAUAAUGUCUGAUGAAGAGGUGCUUAGGCAGACCCAUGGGGAUGCCAUGGGGAAAAUCACACAACCAAAAACGCUCCUAUCAUCCAAAAGGAGGAAGAGGUAGGCGAGGAGAAGGAGGAGGAGGAGGAGGGGAGAAGGAGAAAAUUAAAAAGACAUGAUGGAGACUUCUGUGACAGUCAAUGAGAGCAAAUAGGAGUCUUUAGAUCUAUGUAAAAUGUAAUAUUUACCAACGUGCAGUAACUGUUCAUGAUUUCAGCUGUGCACUCAGAUAUGUGAUUUCUGAGAUCAAGAAUGCCAAAAAAAAAAAAAAAAAAAAA